Messenger RNA from Myxocyprinus asiaticus (Chinese sucker), 11138 nucleotides. RefSeq names its product Kruppel-like factor 13 (gene klf13). The record is from RefSeq and is a predicted model, not a curated record. Gene Ontology annotation, molecular function: RNA polymerase II cis-regulatory region sequence-specific DNA binding; DNA-binding transcription factor activity, RNA polymerase II-specific. Gene Ontology annotation, biological process: regulation of transcription by RNA polymerase II. The transcript has 2 exons. Lineage: Eukaryota; Metazoa; Chordata; Actinopteri; Cypriniformes; Catostomidae. The coding region runs from base 1001 to 1834 and encodes 277 amino acids.
GGGGCAGCAUUAAAUUAGAAAACAUACAUUUUAACAUUAGACGUUAAAUUUCGAUUGUAAAUUCACUAUUGUUUUAUAUAGAAUUGUUCUAGAGUCUAUACAGUAUUUAACACAGUUACAUCAGAAGUAACUGUAAUUAAAGUACUGAGAAAUUUAGAGUAAUCCCUUACUUUACUUUUUUCACUGAAAAAGAAAUUUAAUUACAGUAAUUAAUUACUUAGUAAUUCAUAUAACCCAACACUGGUCUCAUCCAAAAGGUACUAACAAUGCAUUCAAAGAUAUACAUUUUAUUGAUAUUAUUGUUAUCAGAGAAUUUAACACAUGACCUUUGGCAGUGUUACUACCAGUUCAGCUACAGAAAUACUAAUACUACUACUACUACUAAUAACAAUAAUAAUACUAAUAGCACUAAUUAAAGUUCGCUGUUUUAAAAUAUAUGACAGUGUUAGUGACAAAACCAAAACCACUCCAAAUUUAUAAGGGAUAAUGAUAGAUAAUGUGGAUUAUAAUGCUUUGAAAAUAAACUCCAUCCUCACACCUACAGAACUGCAAAGCCUUUUGUGUGCAUACAGGUACUGAGGGAAGUUCCUCUGAUACUUUGUAAAAGUUUGGUGGGGGCAAGUAAGGUAGUGCACUCCGGGACACGUCGCCAUCCAAUGAUUGCUCGUCCGCUCUGACGACGUUGCCAAACGCUACCGGCCGACACGCCCCCAGCAUGGAUACAAUCAGCUGUACAAUCGGCGCACAGCAUACUGUCACUUUAACGUUGUGAGGACUACAGCCACGAUGGGAGUUUUCAUAUUCAAUCAAGACAAGUUUUCAGAGCUCUCGUCGCCGGAAACGUAUAUCUAGAGAAAGAAAGCAGUCGGUGUUGCGCGUUCACGGUUCGACCCCGCAUGAUUUACAUGCAGGAUGUCAGUGUUGCUGAAAAGCCGGUAAGAUUAGUACAAAGUGAGUUUGCUACCUCUUCAGCAUCACACAAAGGGAUCUACUGAGUUGAAUGGUGUUGUGUCAUUGGGGUUUGAAUGUCAUAAAGAAACAUCAUCGAAACGAAAUGGAUCACUUCGCAGCAGAGUGCCUUGUGUCAAUGUCCAGCCAAGCAAUUGUUCACGGUCCAAAGGGAAAUAGAGAGAUCAAACCCGAAACUGCGGCUGCACAGAGGAAUGGAGAUGAGGCCAAGGAGCCUUUGAGAGAUAACUCCUCUCUCUUUGUGGUGGCGAGAAUUUUGGCGGAUUUUAAUCAACAGACACCAAUCAAUUUUGCCGAGCAGGCAAAAAUAAAGGAGGAGAGCACUGUGCCACCAACGGCGACCCUAAACAGAGAUGAUGGGAACUCUGCCACACCUACCACCAUCACCGCCGACUCUGCUCUUAAACAAAGAAGCAAAAGAAAUAGGGGCCGAAUUGAACAAGAAGUCCCGCAGAAAAAGCACAAAUGCCACUAUUCAGGUUGUGAAAAAGUUUAUGGCAAAUCGUCCCAUCUCAAAGCCCACCUAAGGACACAUACAGGAGAGCGACCCUUUCCUUGCACCUGGCCUGACUGCAGUAAGAAGUUUGCUCGCUCUGACGAGCUGGCACGGCACUAUCGCACCCACACGGGUGAGAAGAAGUUCGGCUGCCCCCUGUGUGACAAGCGAUUCAUGCGGAGCGACCACUUGAUGAAACACGCACGCCGUCACUCCGACUUUCAGCCGGCAAUGCUGAAGAGGCAGCACGGAGGAGGCAAUGCCACCAUACCGAGCAGCACACGCCCCGGCUCCCUCAGCGAUUACAGUCGCUCUGACGCCUCAAGCCCCACCCUUAGCCCUACCCUCAGCCCUGCCAGCUCGCCUUAACCUGGCCGCACUUUCUGCCCACAGCGCCUGGGUCCCCAGGCUAACCUUUUUCUUCUCUAUCGAUCUUUUCCUCUCCAAAAAAUGGCAUAAUUAGCGCCCAUGCUAAACCCUUUCGCUUGCUGUGGUGUACUGUACUGUACAUAAUUGCUUCUUGUAGUGCAAUUUUCUUGUGCAAACCCUAAAAGAGAGAGAGAGAGAGAGAAAAAACAGAAAAAGAAAAAUGCUUUUUCCAGAUGGCAAUAUUUACAUGAUGUACCAUAUGUCUGUAUUUUUAAAGCUUCUGGCCUUCGUGGCCACUUUUCCAUUUGUUUUUUGUUUUGUUUCAUUAAUUUUACAACCGAUCAGUUUGAGUGAACAAAAAAGUUGAAAGGUUUGACAGGUAAACUAUGUUUCUUUCAUCUUUGUUUUGUUUUUUUAUUUAAAACGGGCGAGGGAAAGGGGCUCACAUACACCUCAGGAUUCAGAACAGUUUUUUUUCUCCUUUAAUAUUCACAUUGACUGCACAAGACAAGCCUCACUUUACUCCGAAAUUCAACAGAGGUUGAGUUUUGCACCCUGCUCAGGGAUGGCCUCGUUAGCUUGAAAGAAUGAACAUGAUGAAGACAGACAUAUGUUAAAGAAACAGCCUUACACUCGGACAAAGGAAACUUUGCACUCUUUUUUUUUUCCUUUUUUUUUUCUGGUUUUCACAUCAGGGGAAACAAAUUCUGGGUUUUAACAAUAACAACAUUUACUUUUGUUAUUGUUAUUAUUAUUAUUUUUUUGUACAUUAGUCUAAGAGUGGCAGAACCACUCACCAGAUAAGAAGGGGGGGGGGGGGGGGUUGUGUUAUGUUAUUGAGACUGGAAAUGAGACUCAGAACUAUAUUUUCAACAUUGCUAUCUCCCGAAAACCCUGUACACACAGAGCUGUGCUUGCCUGGGUCCUUGUUUCAGAGGGAAACCUCUCAAUAUUGCAUGAAUGUAGUGAUCAGUCCACCUUUAUAAGCCAGAACCGCCCAAUAAGGGAACUCAUCACUUCUCUCAGUGGACUAAACUAAACUCCACUUAAAUUCUGAGGCUAAAGUUUCAAAGCAGCUGUUUCCUCAAUAAAAAACAGCACAUUCAUCAACUUCAGGGUUUUCACUACAGUACGACUCAUUCAAAGGGACUAUUUCAGACUCAAAUAAAGACAAAAAGCACAUGAACAGAAUCCACCAAAGACCAAGGUGUGAAUGAGAGAACAGCGAGGGUUUUUACUCUACUCAGUGGAAGACGGGAGGCAGUGAGGGAGGGAGUGAUGUUGGCAUUCUCUCAGGUAACGGCAGAAGUCCUGGCUCUCUGCCCUCCAUCUGCAGAGGCCUUCCACUUAGGAAACGGCAUCAUCCCACACAGGGCUAUUCAUAGCACACUAGCCAGGGAGACGAGAGCCAUUAGAGUGGAGCUUUACGCACUCUGUCUACUCACUCUAUCUGAAGAAAAAGAGUGGGAGGAAAAGAAAGAGAAGGAUGGAGGGCCAAAGUGAAUCAAGUCCUUCAACUGUGUCCUAACCAGACGCAAUGCAACAAAUUUCUAGUGUCAAGAAAUGUUUCUGUUCAAUAUGAAUGUGGAAUGACAAAAUCACAGCCAAUCAGAACAUAUCUGAUGUUUAAUACACACCAGUGACCAAUGGGAUUUCACUGUGGGUGAAACGGCAAAACGAAAUUAUGCUGCGUUCAUGUCAUGUUGGAAUUACUGUUAUCAUGAGAUGGCAACUCUGAGAUUCUACUCAGAGCUGUUCACCUAAUACAGAGUUCUACGAAGAAGUGAAUACUUUUUACAAGACGGAAUCUCGCAAUUACGGUAAUUCCUACAUGACGUGAGCGCACCAUUAGAAACCAAGCGACUGUCUUGUCGCUUAUAGUUUGUUGUCACGCCUGGUUAGGACUAGUGGUUGACUGAUAUAGGUUUUUAAAUGUCAGAUGUGCAGGCACACACAGAAUAUGCUGAAUUUCUGUGCAUUUCUGUGUAAGCAGAAUCCGACAGGGUCUGCCGAUACGCGAUACCGAUACUUAUAAAAUUAGAUACAUACAUAAUACGAUUUAAGGAACGCAAAUGAGAUGCACACAAAAUUUCUAAAAUACAUGCAAUAUUUACUCGGACUUCAUUUGUCACAAGCAAUAACAGUUCUGCCAAGCCGAUACGGUUAUCGUCGAUACUGACAAUCUCAAAAUGGCCAAAUAUCGGUUGAUUACCAAUGUAUCAUUCCAUCACUAUUUAGGGUACAGGUUUACAACUCAAUGUGGACUAGAUUGUCAGAGCGUAUAUGAUAAGGGCUGGGGCACUGGGGGGUGAGGAGAGACCCAGGCCUCAAUGAGAACAAAGACCGCUAUCUGCAGGAGGCAGGAAAAGGGGUUUGACACAUUGCGAGACAGAUAAAGACAGAGGCUUUAUCACAAUCUGAGCACUCCAGCGGAAGAAACACCCAGUCAGCUCCAUCUCCUUCUCUCUCUCUCUCUGAGAGAAACCUCCCUCCCCUCUGCGCAACUCCCCUCUCACCCACCAACAGCAUCCCACAAUGCAUUGCUGGAGCUUAAAGAGGAAAAACAGCCUCGUCUGAUUGGAUGUCAUCCAAGCAGCAGGCCAAGUGAGGGGGUUUAUAAUACAGGAAGUUGAAGCCCAAAUUAUAGCAGCUCGGAGACAAUGGGCAUAUGUUAUGAAAUUGGAGUUGGAAAUGUUGGGAAUUUUCAGAUGAGAUAUUAUCAGUGUUUUUUUUUUUUGUUUGUUUUUUUUUUUUCAGUUUAACACUGUUGACUUCUCAGACUCAAUCAGUCACGCUUUCUUUUUAAAUGACUGUACUGACUUUUUCACAAGCACAGGGAAACCUCACACACACUUUUUUUUUUUUUACUGUUGCGGGCCCACUGAUAUGUCAGUGUGACCACUAAAUACAUUACCUCAGUUAACCAUAAAAGCAGCUGCUUUUAAACUUGGCUCAUUAAAAAGGCUUUUAAUAAAAGAAGAAAGUACUACUAAAUUUGUAGAUUUACAGUAUAUUCAUACAUAUCAACUGAACAGAUUUACCGUCCUAUAUAUCGCUUCAGCCUGCGAGGAUGAUAAGGGGUCAGUGUGAGAAACUGUUUAACUGGGUUUUACUCGCUCAGCCGAAAGGCAUACAAGACCCUCCAGGAUUUGAGGCACCGCUAUUCAAACUACUGUGGUGCUGUCUUUCUCUGUGACACUUUCCCAUACAUGCAGUGUUCCUAAAGUGACUCUUUAAUAUUUAGCAAGCUUUCUAUCACAUUUCUCUCACUUUUAUAAGCUCAAUAAUCAAAACCAGCCAUCCUUUCUUGUGUUGUCUCCAACACAACCCUACCCAUGACCACCCUCCAUGGCCAGUGGGGGGCGACCAGCAUCAGUGCUGCCCAGCUGGACGAGGGCUCUAGGGCUUGAGAAGCAGGUGGGGAGGCCUGUCAAUGCCAGGCCUUGUUUCCCCUUUAUCCUUCCUUCGCUAACACCCCCCAUCCCCUUCCAAGGGGCCUCUCUCAUGGCCCUCUAAAAGGCUUGGCAUAAUCAGACAUUUUCUUGUUUUUUCAGCUAAUGAAAACACCCUAAUGAAAAUAAACAGUGCCGUGAUGACAUUAUUUCUGCAAUAAAACCACGUAAAGCCAUCUAGCUAUGGACACACCCUCCCCUCGCCUUUUAAAGUCAUUUCAUCUUCCACAUCUGAAGGCUUGGGUAUGCUUAAAUUUGCCGUGUGCUGUAUACGUCUCACAAUGCUCUAGCCUUUUUAAAGUAUACUCUUUUGACAGCAAGCCUGUACGGACGCAUCGAAGCAUGUGCACUAUGACUGCUUUGUGAUACUCCUUUGUACAUUCAACGGCAGAUGCAUGCUCCAACUGCGCACACAGAUGCGGACUGUUUGCAUGUCUAGAAAAACUGGACUGCAAGGGAAAGUCUGCUUGUAUUGUGCUAAUGAUGAAAUUUGCGUCCAGUGCAUUGUGCAUGAGACAUAGCGGCACACGGAAAACCGAAGCAUGCUUAUGUCUCAAGAUUGAAUUCCAUUGCAAUGUUGUCAUAUUUAGCUUGGUUAGCUUUUGAAAUUCUUGUGUUUUCAAAUUAGCUAGAUUCUCUUUUGAAGUUCUUUUCUCCACUCAAAAUUUCCUGCCCGCAAGCCCUACGGACGCGUUCGAUGCAUGCACACUACAACUGCUUUGUGAUAUGCUUUAGUAGUCAACGGCAGGCGCAUGCGGCGAAAACACGUAAAUAAACUAACUGUCCGUGUUUGUAGAAAAUUUGGACUGCACGCGGACAGUCAAAAUUUGCGCCAAACAUACUGUGCGCGGGAUGUAGCGGUACGCAGGAAACCAAAGUAUACGUUGCUCUUAAGUUGGAAUUCCAUUGCAAUGUCAUCAAAUUUAGCUAGGUUAGCUUUCGAAAUUAAUUUCUCCCCUUAUAAGUUAGCUAGACUUAUAAAGUAAGCCGGCUUGAAGAGUUCUCCAUCUGUGUACACACUCAUUUUAUCUGCAAAUACUCCCCACUGCUGGUCGGUGGAGGAUAUUUCACAGGUUACAAGGGCAUAGAAAAGCCAAUCUAACCCAACAUCCUCUUCAUUAGUACUUUUCAAACCCAAUAAAACAUGAUGCCAUCGGCUGUAAAACUUCAACCCUGUAGGCAACAAAAUUGCAUUUGUGUACUGGUUAGAUAGAGUAUACUCAACAAAGUGUGUGUAUAUAUAUAUAUAUAUAUAUAUAUAUAUAUAUAUAUAUAUAUAUAUAUAUAUAUAUAUAUAUAUAUAUAUAUAUAUCCCUACUAAUGUGUUCUGAAAAAUGCAUUUGCUUAAUGUAAAUUCACUCACAGCCCGGGUCAGGGUGAAUUACAUGUAAAACACACACAUGCACGCUUAUGUUCCUGUAUUUUUCACUGUACCGAUACUACUUGAAUGAGAAGCAAGACCAUUGAACACAGAUGAAAACAUGUCUAGGUCAUGACAAGUCAAACUGUAUCAUUUCUUGGCUUACAACCCAGCUAUCACAAAUUAUGUGAACUUGGAUGUAUUCAUUUAUCUUUAUUUGUUAAAUAUUUCAGCAUUGUGUUGUAAUUUUUCUGAAUAUUUUCUUUAGAUUUCUGUGUUUUGGUUUUAGCUAUGUUGUUAUUAUUGAUAUUUCUUGCAAAUAAUGUUAUUAGUGUUUCAUAAUGCUUUCUUUUCUGUCUGCUGCGAUGUUGUUUGUCCUAUGCUAGUAGAGAGGAGUAAAGAUCAGACAAUAACCUUUCUAUUCAAAGAGACUGAGCUCUUGUCAAUAGCAGAAUAUAGGUGUGUAAUCUCCACAUAUAAGGAAGAUAAGGGAAAUAGCCUGACUUCUCAGAUGAAUCGCAGCAGCAGGAGACCGUUCAACAGGGCAUAGGGAUCACAGCAUUGUCAAUAGAUAGUAACACAUACAUAUCUGAUUUUUUCCUUUGUUAUUUAACAUAUUUAGAAUUCCAGCUAGGUGUUCUAUUUUGUUUUUGUCAUGCAUCUUUUCAAACUCAUAAUAAUAAUAAUAACUGAGUUUUUUUAUAUAUAUAAAAGGUGGGAGGAGGUAUUUGAUGGAAUGCAUAUCUAAAAGACUUGUACAUUUAAUGACAAUAUUUUUAAAUGAAUUUUAAGGGUCAUAUGAGCCACAAAGCCUCGUACUGAAAGCGAAUCAUCUUCAUUUCGUGAAAUUAUUUCUACAUGGAUUGCAUAAACCCACAUUCCCAGCUCAUCGAGAAAUGAUUUGUUUUUUUAUAUGGCCAUUUGUUCACAGAACUCAACGAAUGAUUUUAAUAGCCCUUGAUUGAAUUUUAGCACAAACUAAAGAAGACUUUGAUCGUGCAUUCGACAAAUUGCAUGUUAGUUCAAUAAUGAGUGCCAAAGGCAUUAGAAGGUUGAUCUUUAUUACAUCACAAACCUAUAGACAACUGAAGUACACAGUGAUAAGUGAAAUAAAAUGACCAUGUUUAGUUUUCUAUGAGUGAUGUAUGUUUUUAAGUGUAUGUAGCAGGGUGAAUGAUGUGUAUUAGACGAGCGAGUAUUUCUAAAAACAAUUGUUUCUAAUUUUGUGUGUUCUUGCUGUGCUUUAAUCAUUUUUGUUUUCCUAUAGUUAUGUUUUGCUACAUUUUAGCAUUGUUUUGUUGUACAGUUUGGAACAAAUGCACAUAUUAGUAAAAGUGAAAACUCGGACAUUAACCUGUUCACCAUCUUAAAACAAAAAAAAGCUCUACCAUUCCAAAGGAUUGCAAAUACAUUUGCUAUAAAUAUGCUGCUUAUAUCCAACCAAUGCAUCAAGGCUUCAUUUCUUGUCAUGUAUUUAUUUUACAAUUACUCUUUUUGACUGUGAUACAUGUACUAUAUGACUUUUGUUAUGAGUUCAGUUCGGUACUAAACUAUUUUUUCAUCACUUUACUGUCUUGUAGGGUUUCUUCCGACUUUUAUUUGUACAAGUUGCCUGUAAUCGUAUACGUAGUCUCCUAAAGAAACAGCCAUGCCAGGUUCUGAUAACUUAAAGUAGAAGUUCACCCACAAAUUUCAAUUGUCAUCAUUUUUAUUUUUGGGUAAAGUAUUCCUUUAAGCAGAACACCUUUGACCCUCUCAGAGAUGGUAAAAGACAAUACGGCUUCCAAGUGCGUGCGCAAGUGUUCAGUUAUCAGUUCCAUGGUCUUCCCAUGCAAAGUGAGGUCAAUUUGAAUAACCAAUGUCCUCAAUGGUAAAGGAAGAUGUUGUCAUAGUUUAAAAAGUUGUAGAAUGCUAUUGUCAAGGAUGCUAUGGCCUAUAGUUUGGUAGAAUGCCCUUUACUUUUAGCUUUAUCGAAUAACAGCACAGGUGACUGCAUUACGUAAGUUGAAUUGUUGUUUUAAAGACUCGUUACCAAAGGCUUUCGGAAAGACUGGAUGAAUAUUCUAGUUGCAUUAGUUGGAAGUCAGUCUGCCAUUUGAUGGUUUCAGAAGAACAUUUGAGUGUUUUACUGAAAGAGAAAAAUAACUGACAAAAGUAAGAAAGAAAAUUUGUAUAUAACUCAUAACCCUAUAAAUACAUGACACAUUUUCUUGCUCUCAAAAGUAUCAGCCUUUUUCUAGUGGAAAAAAUCAAAGUAGGUUGUAUGGAUAUGCAAAAUCAGCUACUUUUAAACCAGAAUAACCAUAAUCCAUUUUAAUCCAUUAAAACCCGCAGAUCGAUUAGCUCAUUGAUUUAAUGUCAUCCUAGAAAUACAUUAUAUGUGAACAGACAAAACAACUGUAGUUUGUCCAGCAUUGCCUUUAUAGUCCCACCAUGCAGUUAAGGCCUUUACGUCAGGCGGCAUGUUGGUGUAAAGAUCACUAUUGGUGAAAAUUACACUGUGCUUUUGCAGUUAGAUGUUUCUCCAAAGAACCUAAGUAGAUGCCAUACAGUGAUCGUGUUUUCAAGUUAACAAAGCUUCAGAGAUGUCAACACACUUUGGGAAUUACUAGACAGCAACUGCACCUUAAGAAAUGAAUUUUUACAAUGUCAUGGGCUAACAAACAUCAUUUACUUGAGGUCUGCCUAAUGGUUGCCUGACAUUUUAAAUGGUGGAAGUGGAUUUUGGUUUUAGCCCUAGCUUAGGUUUGACUGUUGUUUAUGUUCCGUCUCUUGCUUAACACAGGAGACACUAACUGCUUUUCAGGGUUGUGGUCAUUUCUGUUUGUCUGGGUGUCUGCCAAGCCGUGUGGUUGGGUUCGAAGUCAAACACACUCGCUCCAGUAAAAAGACGCCCAAUUGUCGCUGAUCUCUAAGUGUUAUGGCGUGAGUGCGUGACCUAGCAAUUUCUCAAGGCUGAACUCGGUGCCACUCCCUCGGGGAGAGUCUAGCAGAUAAACUCCCACUGAUAAUACUUUCAAAAUUCAUUUGAAAUAAUAUGAAUUUCCCAUGAAGAUAAAACAGCAUAAACACCCUACUUCUCUGAAGUUCUGAAAAUAAAACACUGUGAAAGAGGCAUUUGAAAGACUGAACGCAUUUCAAAUAUUCCAUUGCAAUCUCCGUGUGAUGUUUCAAAUCGGUUAGGGUGGAAAAUUAAGUCAAAUCCCUUCUCUCCAAACAUACCAGUUAAAGGGACAGAUCACACACAAAUAAAGAUUCUGUCAUCAUUUACUCACGCCUCACGGUGUUACAAAUCCAUAUGACUUUAUCGCUUGAAACACAAAAGGACUUAUUUACAGCAGAAUGUCCAAGCAGCUCUUUUUCAUACAAUGAAAGUAAAUGGCGACCUUGGCUCUCAAGUCCCUUACGAAAAUUCAUUUUUGAGAGUUCAUAAAUUUGCCACUGAUAAUUUUCACAUGCAAAUGAGCUUUGCUGCAAAUUGUCCAUUGUUGCCAAAGGUUUGCCGGAGGUUCAUCACUACCAGCGAAGAGCUGCAAACUUCUGGCAAACAUUUGUGGCGAAUCAAAAGCUCAUUUGCAUGUGAAAAUAACAAGUGGCAAAUUUGCUGCAAAUUUGUGGUAAGUUUGGAGCAAGUUUAGAGUUUUUGUAAGGGGUGAUUUCAGUUAAUUACGACUUAAAUUGGAUAUUUAGUGGAUUUUAUGCUUUUAUGGUGAUUUUAUUUGUCUUUUUGGAGCUUGACAGCCUCCCCAUCCGCUUUCAUUAUAUUAAAGAUCAUCUCGGACAUUUAGCUAAACUUCUCCUUUGGUGUUACACGGAAGUCAUACAAGUUUUCGAACGACAUAAGAGUGAGUUAAUGAUGAUUUGGUGUGUGUGUGUGUGUGUGUGAACUAUCCCUUCAUGCACAUCAUGUUCUAGCACCCUCCGUUCUUAGAGAUUUCAAUAAGUGUUGUAUAGAGAAUUGUAGUGAGGCACUAGUGGCCUCAUGCUGUCUUGUAGACAUUCGUGGCGUGAACUCAACUUGCCUUCCUAUUGUACGUAUUCGUCUGUAUUUUCUAUUUAAACUACACCGUGUGAUGCCUGCUCCAGUCUCUAUAUGGCGCUGGGUUCCUAUUUCCCAGUACAUUUGUACUUUGUAUCAUAGCUCUUCUUUAACAAUGGCCAGUUCCACUCUUCAUAACCUCAUUCAAAAUACUGCCGCAUAAUGUAACUAUUUUUUUUAUUUGUUAUUUUGCAAUCAACCAAAUCACUACAGUGAAGUAUUACAGUUGUACAGUUCCUUGAAUUAUUCAGAUAACAUUAUUGUUGCUGGUCUAUGGUUGCUCUGCUGUAUCUUUUUAUUACCUUUAUUUUUUACAUGUUAGACAAUAUUGUGACGAUGUCCUAUGCAAAUAUGAGAAUUAACAAGAAUUUGUCAAAUAAUGUAUGUUGUCUUAACUUGUAUGCAUGAAAUAGUGAAGUUUACAUUUGAGAAUAAAUUCAUAAAUAAGAAGCA